This is a messenger RNA of Westerdykella ornata, 1323 nucleotides long. RefSeq names its product TFIID-31kDa-domain-containing protein. Gene Ontology annotation, biological process: RNA polymerase II preinitiation complex assembly; DNA-templated transcription initiation. Gene Ontology annotation, cellular component: transcription factor TFIID complex; SAGA complex. The record is from RefSeq and is a predicted model, not a curated record. NCBI's taxonomy places the organism in Eukaryota, Fungi, Ascomycota, Dothideomycetes, Pleosporales, Sporormiaceae. Bases 269 to 1084 code for a protein of 271 amino acids. The transcript has a single exon. Gene Ontology annotation, molecular function: RNA polymerase II general transcription initiation factor activity; protein heterodimerization activity; transcription coactivator activity.
CUAGUACUAGUAGGUCAGAUACGAACAACGGGACCAUUGCCGUAUACAACUGGUCAUCUCCCCAAGCGAUCUCUCAAUACUUUCCCCUGCUUACUUCCCAAAUGUUUGAAUAUGUGAAGUUAGGCUAAUAAGCUUUUUAUAGCUGCCAUCUAUUGUUGAGCUCGCGUGCGGGCAUUCAUCUUUGGGCUCCCGCCGAGCCGCAGCCGUGCCAAGCCUCCUCCGCCGCUCACCUCAAUUCACCACCCGCCAUCAACCUCAACACCGCACCAUGGCUUCCCCCGCGGCCGACGCACCAAACGGCAUGUCGACGCCCCCGACCACGGCGUCUGGCGGUGCCAACGCCAGCCCGCCUACCGCCUCAUCCACCCAACCGAACCCCCAAUCCCAACCACAACCAUCGCAAUCCCAGCUCUCCAACGGCGUAUCCCAGAACGGCCUCCAACCUCCCCCCUCCCACCCUCUCACCUCGAUGCAAGACGACGGCCUCGGCAAGCGGCCCCAAGAUGCGCGCACCAUGCACCUCAUCCUCGCGAAACUCGGCGUCCAUUCCUACACGGAGCGCGUCCCUCUCCAAAUCAUGGAUUUCGCGUACCGGUACACGUCCGGCAUCCUGUCCGACGCCCUGGCGUACGAACCCCCUCAACCUGGCGGCUCGGGGCCCUCGAGCAAGAAAGCCGCGGCGCAGAACGCGGACGAGAGCAGCGUGAGCCUGAACGCGGUGCGGACGGCCAUCGCGGCGCGGGCGGCGAAUCAGUUCAGUCCGGCGCUGCCCAAGGAGUUCAUGAUGGAGAUUGCGACGGAGAGGAAUCGGAUUGCGCUGCCGAGGGUGGAGAGGGAGUUUGGGAUUCGGUUACCGCCGGAGCGGUACUGCUUUACGGGUGUAGGGUGGGAUUUGAAGGAGAAGUGGGAGGAGGAAGAGGAGGUGGAGAUGGAUGAGGCGGAGGACGGGCAGGAGGGGAUGAGUGGGGGCCCUGUGGGUGGGCAGAUGGGGGAUACGGUUAUGGGUGGGAUGGAGGAGGAUGAGGAGAUGGAUGAGGAUGAGUUUGAGGAGGUGAUGGGUGUAGGGAAAGAAGAUGCGCAGUAAGGAUGCGGUCGAUGAUUGAUAUUUUGGGAGGUCGUUUGGGGCCGCCUCGUUUGAGCCAUCUAUCUGGAUUUUUAGGGUUUGCCUGAGCAUUGCAGCAGGCCUUCUAGGGUUCAGGCGUUCUAGGACUCUUGCAUAGUCACGCGGCGUUGGGAAUGGAGCCCAAUGAUAAAGGGCAUCUGGAAUUAUAUACCACAGGGGGGUUUCAUGUUUCCAUUUACCUCUUCGCUAGGUCCACAUAC